GCUCUAUUUUUCUAUAGUUUCAUUCACUCUCUCGAUUUCCCGCCAGACGAAUUGGCGCGAAACUGGAGCCCCUCUCUACUACUUCUUAUCUGUUCGCAGAACUAGCCCUAGAUCUCCCUCCCGCCUUUUUUCUACCACUGGAGUGACCUGCUUCGCCUUCUACUCGUUGAUCGUUCUACUUCUCCGUCGUUUCUCAACCUCGCCGCCGGCGAUUCAGAGAUUCUUAUCAUUGGAGAAGCAUUAUCUUGGUUCAAUAAGGGGAAGAAUUAUACUUAUCGAAUGGAGUUGCGAAGUUUCUGUCAUUUGCACUAUAUCCAUGCCACUAAAGGCGGUGUGUUAACAAAAGUUCUGAACAUCAACCGUGGAAAGCCGGAAGUCGUAUUUAAGAAGCUUACUGACAUAUAUAGAUCUAUAGAUGACAAAGCUCAAGAACCACUCCCAACACGAGGGUCAAGAGAAGGUUUGGGAGAAAAUAUUCUUCACGGACUUGAGUUCAAGGUGGAAACCCAAGUUCCUUACGCAGAAAGAAAACUAUUCAAUGAUGAGCCUGAGGUUUCUGAUUCUCACAGUAAAGGCGAUAGUGACGGGCAAGAGAGUGAUUUAGAAGUUGAUAGCAUGACUUUAAAACAGAUAAUGGAAGGUUGCAAGAAAAGAAAGUUGAGCCAGUCAAGAUCUGUUGACUCAAGUGAGGAAAAACUGAGGACAUGUUCCAAGCGAGAACUUAAUCAAUCAUGCUUGUUACCUGAGGAGGAUGAUAGUGAUCUUAAUGUAGCUCUUAGCAUCUGGAAGUCCAAACUUUCAAAACGCAGAAAAUUGAAAACCAAAUGUGAAGAAAGCAGAAUAUCUAUCAGUUCACAGUGCGUCCAAACAGUUGGAAAUUCUGACCCAAUCAAUAGUGAUCAAGGUCUGCUUCCAAACUUUCAAAAUACAGACUGUCUACGUGAAGAAAGCAGAAUUUCUACUAGUUCACAGUGCGUCCAAACAAUUGGAAAUUCUGGCCCAAUCAAUAGUGAUCAAGGUCUGCUUUCAUCUGGUUCAGACCUACCCCUCCCAACAGUUGUUAAAGUUGAAACACCUGAAACGGAUGUGGCAGAAAUCCAGAACACAAACUACGUUGAUACGUGGUCUCUAUUUUGUGAUGAAAAUAUAAACUUGUGUUUGAGUUAUGAUCAUGUUGGACCUGAUGAUUUAAAUUUAGAUAUAGGAUCGACGACAUCUGAGAAAGAAGCUGAAUAUUGUGUUCUAAACAGUGCAUGGUAUGAAGGUUUGGAAGGCAAUGAACCUGAAACUCUUCAGAGGGUAGGGGAAUCCAGCGCCGACUGGAUGAAUGAAGAUAAGCUGAAGGUACACAAAUCCCAUCAUUCAGAUUUUUCUGCAUCAGAGAGCAUGAAGGGACAACACACCCCAAGUUAUGUAUCCAAUUAUAGUAUGUCAGAAGCUAUUCCCCUGACUAAGGAACAGUGCUCUGGCACUUAUACUUCCCUAAAUAAUUCUAUUACAAACGAGGUCAUAUGUCAGAAUAACAGUGAAGGUACUUCAGAAGCAAUCGCCUUGACAGAGGAAAAGUGCUGUGAUGCUUAUAUUUCAGAAGGUGAACCCUUUGCACACGAGGCCACGUGUCUGAAUAAUGGUGAAGGCUUCACUCAUUUGCAUGCAAUGACUAAUCUGAACGGCCUCCAAGUCCCAGAGAUGAGUCCUGGAGCUGAAGUAUGUUUAACUGAGAAUAGUUAUAAAGAUGGGUUGGCAUUUGAUCAUGAAAGAAGUAUUCCAACUGAAUCUACCAGUGAUAGUAACUCAAGCCCUGAUCAUGGAAAAUGUAUUUCAACAAAUUCUAUCAGUGAUCGUAACUCAGGAUCUGAUCAGCAUUUGAUAUUUGUUGAUGAAUGUACAGCUAAGGAGAGACAACCACAAAUUUCUGAUUAUUCUGAUUCAGAAAGAAUUACUUCACCAGAUUCUCAUCUCGAUGGUUCUGUGGACAAAUUUAAUCAAUUUGAAGAACCUAAACGCCAUCCGACAAGGCUGUUAUCAACGAGAACAACUAUUUCCCCAAUAUCUCAGGAAAGAUUGUCCAAGGCUAUGAAGUCCAUGCGGUUACAUGACAAAGAAUGCAAAACAUGUGGUGCCAAACCAUAUUUCAAGCAAAACAAGUACAAGGUCGGCACAGCUGAAGAAUGUGACCAGAUGAAACCAGUGUAUUCUGAUAUAUAUCAGGAGCAAAAUAUAAGGAAAUCAAAGAAGAGAAGUUCCCAUUCAGCGAGCACCACUAAAGUUCCUCAAGCUACGGUCCAAAAUUGUUCAGAGAGUGCAAUUGCAUUCACACAAAGGCAAAUGCAGGACAUAGAAUGUCUUGCUCUGAAACUUACCAAUCAGUUAAAGUCAAUGAAAGCAAUUGUAGAAGACAGACUUCAUGUUGAAGGCAACAAAGCUACAAGUUUCAAGUUUAACACGGAUGAGGUGAGAACAGCCAUUGCUGAUGCCACAAAAGCGGAAAUGCGUGCGAAGAAAUGGCUUUUGAUUAUGUCAAGGGACUGCAACCGCUUUUGUAAAAUAAUGAAUACGACCGAACAGAAUUCAAAUGCUUCUCCAACUGCAAUCCAGAAGGUGAAGAGGAAGGUUACAUUUGCUGAUGAAGCUGGUGGAAAGCUUUGUGAAGUUAGGUUGAUCGAGGACGAUGUCAAUGCCGAGUCUUUUGUCGAAAUGCGGCCAGAAAAUUGUGAAACAGUCUAAUAACAUUUGGAAAAAGCCUACCUACUCGUAUACUAAUUACUAACUUAUACUGAAUCAUUGUUCUCUUUUGAGAUGUUCAUUUGUAAAUUCUCACGUCACGUUUAAAAGAGAGUGCCGGAAUUGGAUUCUGACGAGGAAGUGAUAAUUCCUUACCGUUCCUUUUCCCUCAUAUUUAAACCAAAAUCGAGAAAUUUAAAUUAACACGUUUGCUACUGCAAUAUAUUUGUGAAUGCUUGAGAUUGGUUAAGAUAUCCAAUUAUAAGAGUGCAGUUUUUAUAUCUGA
Molecule: messenger RNA, 3010 nt
Organism: Benincasa hispida (wax gourd)
Lineage: Eukaryota; Viridiplantae; Streptophyta; Magnoliopsida; Cucurbitales; Cucurbitaceae
Source: RefSeq, a predicted model, not a curated record